This is a messenger RNA of Peromyscus maniculatus bairdii (prairie deer mouse), 620 nucleotides long. NCBI's taxonomy places the organism in Eukaryota, Metazoa, Chordata, Mammalia, Rodentia, Cricetidae. The record is from RefSeq and is a predicted model, not a curated record.
AUGAAGCAAAGCCUGGACAUGGAGAAUGUCACAACAUCGGAAAGGAAUCUCUUAAAAAAAAAACUAAUUGCACACCACGGGCGACAAGACCCAGAACACUCCAGCUGGAGCAGCUCGAAGGGAGGACGGAAGAAGAAGACAGAAGAGAGGAAGAAACCAGAAGCGAAACUGAAGAAACGCGUAAAGCAGAAAAAGCAGGUGCCAAGGCCCGAGAAGUCAGUCAGCAAACCCCUCAUGGACACUCUGUGGGCGAGGUUUAAAUCAAGACUGCUCCCCACGGCGAAAGACUGUUACUUGCUGUCAUUUCAGUUCAGCUUGACAGAUAAGCAGAUCUUCCAAUGGUUUUGGGAAAAGAGGAAGAAAUACAAGGAAGAAAGGAAAACUGGACCUGCAGCAGAGCAAAAGAAACAGGACCCAGGCGAUGCAGACCCGCUGUGCUGAUACCUGAUGUCAGAGGAGACGGAAGUAAUGGAUUCAUGUUUGCGAUAAAGACCAGUAGACUUACUUGGAAGACAUUAAGUUACAAAAUUAAAAUUUAGCUAAGAAACACUGCCUCUGACAUGCGGUUUGAGAGAAUUUGACGGCUGGGUGGCGGUGGCGCAUGCCUUUAAUCCCAGCAC